Messenger RNA from Centruroides sculpturatus (bark scorpion), 1981 nucleotides. RefSeq lists its product as uncharacterized. The transcript has a single exon. The annotation marks the transcript as partial. The record is from RefSeq and is a predicted model, not a curated record. Lineage: Eukaryota; Metazoa; Arthropoda; Arachnida; Scorpiones; Buthidae.
UUUAAUACUCUUUUUUAGCCUUUGUAGUAAAUUUUUUAUUUAUUUCUAGUAUUUACCCACAGAAUAAAAGAUGAGUAAAAAAAGAGAAUGCAAAUUUAAUGAAGAGCUAAGCAGAGAAUUUCCAUUUAUUAAAAAAACCAAAAUAGACUAUAUGGUACGGUGUGAUAAAUGCAAUGCUGAAUUUUCGGUCUCACAUGGUGGAAAAAACGAUAUUACUAAACAUCUAGCGACAAAGAGGCACAAAAGAUUUUUGAAUAAUGCCGCUUCCUCGUCUAAAAUGGAACAGUUUUUUCGCAGUGCUAGCUUUGGCAACACGGAAAAACAGCUAGCAUUAGCGGAAGGGCUAUUUGCUUUCCACACCAUAAACCACAAUCAAAGUUUCAGAUCAAUGGAUUGUACGUCGCAAAUGAUCAAAACAUUAUACGACAAAAAAUUUGCAUGUGCAAGGACAAAAACCGAAGCAAUUAUUUGUAAUGUUUUUUCACCAUAUUCGUUUUCACAAUUGCAGAAAGAAUUAGAAAAAUGCGCAUUUAUAUCCAUAUAUUCUGAUGCUUCCAACCACAAAGAUUUAAAAUUAUUUCCCACAAUUGUUAGAUUUUUUGAUCCAGAAACAGGAAUUAAAAUUAGAAUAUUAGAUUUUGUUUCAUUGCCGGGUGAAACUAUACAAAUAAUUUUUGAUUCAAUAAGUACUAUUUUAAAAAAGAAUAAUUUGGACAAUAAAAUUAUUGCCUAUUGUGCGGAUAACACUAACGCAAAUUUUGGUGGAAAAGCUAGAAGAGGCAUCAAUAACGUUUUUACGAAACUUAACGAACAUUUGAACCAAAAAAUUAUUGGAGUAGGUUGUGCAGCGCACAUUCUACAUAAUACUAUUCAAACAGCAUCUGACUUACUUCCAGUUGAUGUUGAAAAUAUUAUUGCAAAAAUUUAUUCGUAUUUUUAUAUAUAUACUGUGCGUGUUGAAAGUUUGAAGGAUUUUUGUGAAAGCGCAGAAAUCGAAUAUAAAAGAAUUCUUGGUUACAGCAAAACACGAUGGCUAGCUCUUUUACCAGCUGUAGAAAAUAUUUUAAAAAUAUACGAACCAUUAAAAUCAUACUUUUUAUCACAAGAUAAAUGUCCAAGAAUAUUGCAGCUCUUUUUUGAAAAUGACACAUCACAAAUUUGGCUUCAGUUCAUCCACAACCAAGCUACAUUAUUUCACAAUGCUGUGAAAAUUAUUGAAGGGGACAAAAUUUCAAUUACGGAAGUGUCAAAUGAAAUCAAUAAUUUAAAAACAAAAUUACAAGAAAGAAUUGAUAACGAUUACAUUCCUUUAAUUAUUCGAAAAGACAUCACUAGGUUGGAAGAACAAGGUGCCAUUAAACGACCUGAUUUUCUGAAACAUGUCAAAAAUUUUUAUAAUAACUGCUUGGAAUAUCUUGAAGAAUGGACAGUUCAAUUCGAAGAUAUUAAAAAUUUUCAUUGGGUGACAUUAAAAAAGGAGAUUUUAUGGGAAUAUGUGGAAAAAUCUUUUGAAUAUAUUAGUAACCAUUUUCCGAAAAAUAAUAUUUGCGAAAAUGAUCUUUUUGAUGAGGUGUCAUUGGUAAAAAGAUAUGUUACAGAUGAAAAAAUUAAAUGUUGGUUGUCUGCAAAUGUGGAAACAGACAAAAAAUGGACGGAGUUAUUCCUUCAUUUUAAACAGAAUAAUAUUCCUUAUCAAAAUAUUUUGAAAAUUGUAGAAUUCGCGCUCUCCCUUCCAGGAACAAAUGCAGCAACAGAACGUGUUUUUUCUAGUAUCAGUAAAAUAUGGAUAACUGAAAAAACGCAGUUGAACAUUAAAAUUUUAAAAUCUAUAUUAAGUGUAAAAUAUAAUUUGACCAAUUCAUGUGAAAUAUUUCACGACAUUUUAAUACAUGAUCCGAAUCUAUCGCAAAGUAUUCACUCGGAUCAAAAAUAUGACCGUGAAAGAAAAUCAUAAAUUUUUUUAAAUAAAAAAUUUAAUUUG